GGGGCAUAGUACCACGAUCUAUGUAUUUACGUCUUCCUGGCAAUCUCCAGUUUCUUAAUCGGUUCAGGCGCAUUUCUACAAUGGCGGAACAGUCUUCCUCCUUUCAGAAGCCAAGGCACGUCCUGAAGAAGGUGCUGGCCAGGCCACAGUAUGAGGGGGAUGGGGCUGUGGUCAGGAGGAGCAUUGGAAGGUUGGAACUGAAGAGGUUGGACCCGUUUCUCCUCUUGGAUGAAUUUUCAGUUUCUGCUCCUGCUGGAUUCCCAGAUCAUCCGCACAGAGGUUUUGAAACUGUUACGUAUAUGCUGCAGGGAGCUUUUACCCAUCAAGAUUUUGCAGGACACAAGGGAACAAUUAGAACUGGCGAUUUGCAGUGGAUGACUGCUGGACGAGGAAUCAUUCACUCAGAAAUGCCAGCAGGAGAAGGGACCCAAAAAGGUUUGCAGCUGUGGAUCAACCUCUCUGCCAAGGAGAAAAUGAUCGAACCUCGAUAUCAAGAAUUGCAGAAGGAAGACGUGAAGAGAGCAGAGAAGGACGGCGUAGAAGUUCGUGUUAUAGCCGGGGAAUCCAUGGGAAUCAAGUCUCCAGUAUAUACCAGGACGCCCACCAUGUAUUUGGAUUUCACACUGAAACCUGGUGCCCAGGUGCAUCAGCCUAUUCCAGAGUCAUGGAAUGCCUUUGUGUACAUCAUAGAAGGGGAGGCCAUCAUUGGUACCGCUAAUUCUUCACCUGCAGCUACUCACCAUGCUCUGGUUCUGAGUCAUGGCGACGGUCUCAGUGUCUGGAACAAGUCCACGAAGCCAUUAAGGUUUGUUCUUAUUGGUGGGCAGCCGCUGAAUGAGCCUGUUGUGCAGUAUGGUCCAUUUGUGAUGAACACCCAAGCUGAGAUCGACCAAACAAUUGAAGAUUAUCACUACUGCAAGAACGGGUUCGAGAAGGCCCAACACUGGAAGUCUGAGACACUUCCAUGAUGAGCCAUUCAGCGGUGAAGUGGACCACAAUUGACGCUACAAUGAUAUUAACUGAGACUGCAAAAUAGCUGCUCAAAAUGGUAUUGAAAUCAGAAGAUAGUGCAGAUAUAACUAAGUGGGUGCUGCAGAUGCUGCUCAUAUAAAUUGGCUCCUGUUGUGCCCCAUGUUGCUGUUUUCGUCAUUUCAGGCCACAAUUUUUUCAUUUGUUGGUUGUUAGUUGGGGAGGUAGUGGUGGGUGGUGGCCCUUUGUGCGAGGGAGUUGGGUAAUGAAUGGGCCUUGCACCAAGCGGUCAUGUCAUCUUUGUAUUCAAUAGGAAAAGAAAUACAGUAUGUUCAUUAGCUGUC
Messenger RNA from Nymphaea colorata (pocket water lily), 1313 nucleotides. RefSeq names its product pirin-like protein. Bases 21 to 968 code for a protein of 315 amino acids. The record is from RefSeq and is a predicted model, not a curated record. NCBI's taxonomy places the organism in Eukaryota, Viridiplantae, Streptophyta, Magnoliopsida, Nymphaeales, Nymphaeaceae. The transcript has 7 exons.